AACCCGUCCCGCAGCAUGAGCCGCCUCCCUCCUCCUCCUGUUCACUGUAUUGCUGAGAGCUACAGCUCAAAGCCCGUCUGUGUGUAAUGUGAAGCUCUACAAAAACAACCUGAAGGAUCUGGGGGAAGGGAGGCUGACGUGAUGAAAACACCUGUUGCUGUGGUGCUGUGGGGCAAAAGGAGAAGUCUGCACUGCCGCCUCGCUUGCUGUGUGUGUGUAGCUCCAACGAUGAUCCAUGAUAAGCCUUGACUUGGGACCGCAGAGCACUGGGAACAAUGUCAGCUUCACAGGUGGUGCUGGUGAACUUCCAGUAUGAGUACACAGCUCGUGAUGGCAACCAGGUGGCCAUCAAACCCAACGAGCGCUACGUGCUGGUGGCCAAAACCAACGACCACUGGUGGCAUGUGCGCAAAGACGAGAGCACCAAACCUUUCUUCAUCCCAGCGCGAUAUGUAACGGAGUUACCCCCGGAGAACAACUUCACAUUCCCUGACCCUCCACCGGAGGAAGGAGGUGGGCUGGAUCCCCCAAAACCUUCUUUUGAAAUUACACCUUCUAAUACAGGGAAUUAUUCAGGUGAGGUGACCAUCAGAGACCCUACAUCCAUCAGGAAAGACACGAAGAAGGACGGCCACAGGAUCUCAACGUUUAUCAUCCCGGAGGAUCUGUAUGACAACAGGUUCUGUGAGUCAGUGGCAUCUGAGGCUAAAACUGAGAAAGAGCCCAAAUUUUGCAAUGUACUCAUAGAUAAAACAAAGGUAGAUGACUCUCACCGGGGGACACCAGACUCUUCUUCACUUUUUAAUGAUGAGGAAAGCCCCUACGCCGUCUCUCCACCACAUUUUCUUACUCUACGUUCACAAAGCAAAGGAACAGAACCCAACAGAGCUAAUGCUGAGGUCCAGUCCCCUAAAAACUCCUCUAAAAACAUAGAAGAAGACAUUCAAAUGCUCAAAAGAGCCGGCUGGGACCUAAAAAUAUGGAAUCUAAUGGACGAUGGUAUCUAUGAGUCGAUAGACAACGUUAAAAAUUCUGUGGAGACAAAAGACAAUGAAGCAGAAGUUCCACCACCCACAUCACCUCGAUCUCCUACAUCACCUCGAUCUCCUUCAGCACCUUCCACUCCCGUCUCUACAAACGAGCAAACUCCCAGAUCUCCUAUCGGCCUACCAGAAGCUCCUCCAGAGAAGGUGGAAGACGAUGACGUGUCGGCGGUCUACGUGAAUGUCCCCAGGGUCCGGCGCAGUUCCUCCGGCUUGCCGUUCUCCUCCACCUCCCCACAGUCCUCCUCUUGGGGGGUUUCAGACUCACCAGACUCUCCUCCCCACCUCCCCGACUCCGUUCACCUGGGCUCUAAGGGAUGGGAGAUCCACACUGACCAGGACAGCGGUCAGCAGUACUAUUAUCAGCCCAGUACAGGCUGCAGCACCUGGGACUACCCGCUUAACACCUCCAUGGAGUCCAGCUCAGGGAUGGAGGCGCCUCCCAUAUCCCCCUCCCCCGCCCAGUCUCCAGCCUGCUCUCCUCAAGGCCCCUCCCCACCAAGAUGGAGCUCGGACUGGGAGAAGGUGCUGGACGAGAACAGUGGCCGACACUACUUCUUCAACCCUGUAUCAGGACAGAGCUCCUGGGACCCACCAGAGGACCUGCCAGGGAGUCUGCAGGACAUUGGUCCACCUCCGCUCCCUGAGGAAGACUACCCCGCCGAAGAGGACAUCCCUGUGUCCCCAUGCCAGGAGGACGCCUUGUCCCCGCUGCCCUUCCCCCUCACCUCCGAGUACUCUCUCGCUCAUGUGACUAAAGCGGUGAUCCCUCGAGCGUGUCUGGACCGCAGUACUCCUGCAGGCUGGACCCUCAGCGUAGACCCUGAUGGAGCGUGGGUCUUCACCAGCGAGCUCACACAGGAACAGUGGAUCAAAUCGCUGGACGAUCGAGGACAGACAUACUACUACCUGAGAGAUGGCUCCAAAUCCCAGUGGACCUUACCUGAGCUCUCUGCUGGUCUGGGUCAGUGUCGGUUGGGGAAUGGAGGGGCAGUGGAGCCUGAUGGAGGGAUGAGGAGCUGGAGGAAUAGUACAGGAUCUCAGGAUGAGAAGCUCUCCCUGAGCCAUCGCAGGAAUGCCUCAGACAGUGACGCCUCCAGCUCGCCGGAAAUGCCUCAUAAUACGUCACCUGCAAAAGCUUCUACAACUGAGCCUGAGAAGAUGCUGAUCAACCAAAACUCAGAAUCUCCACCACAGAAAAUGUCCAAUUUGGAGAAAGCUGGAAUCCUCAACAAGACCAAGAUCUGUGAUAACGGGAAGAAAGUCAGAAAGAACUGGGGUCUUUCGUGGACUGUUCUUCAUGGAGGGAUUCUUACAUUUCAUAAGGACCCAAAGUCCAACCCAACAGGAGCAGCGAGUAAGACCAACCAGUUUGUUCCAGAGUUCACAGUAGAUCUGAGAGGAGCGAUGAUUGGCUGGGCAGCGAAAGAGAAGUCCAGCAAGAAGAACGUACUGGAGUUGAAAAGCAGGGCUGGUGCAGAGUUCUUGGUCCAAUACGACACCGAGAGCAUCAUCAACGACUGGCACAAAGUCAUCACUGACACCAUACGACAGCUGGAUGUGGAGCAGCACCACUCUGAAGAUGAAGAGGAGGUCAGUGAAAAGACCUUCAGCUCAGAGAAGGAGGACAGACCCGUGGCCAUUGCAGACAGGCGGCGGAUGAGUAAUGCCGGCAAGCUUUCGUCCAGUUUCUCAUCUUCUGAAUCCGACCCCAAGAAGGUUCGGAACAAACUGAAGAAGUUCCUCUUGAAGAGGCCGACCUUACAGUCCGUAAAGGAGAAGGGCUACAUCAGAGAAAACGUGUUCGGCUGUCACCUACACAACCUCUGCGCCCAGGAGAAAACCACCGUGCCCAGCUUUGUGGAGAAGUGUAUUCGGACGGUGGAGAAAAGAGGUUUGGGGAUUGAUGGAAUCUACAGAGUCAGCGGGAACCUGGCCGUUAUUCAGAAACUGCGUUUCAGAGCUGAUCAUGCAGAGGAUCUGAACCUGGAGGAGGGAAACUGGGACAUCCACGUGAUCACAGGAGCACUGAAGCUGUUCUUCCGAGAGCUGCAGGAGCCUCUGUUUCCAUACAGUCACUUCAACAGCUUUGUACAGGGCAUCAAAAUCGCAGACUACCACAGCAGAGUGUCCUACAUGAGUGAUCUGGUGAAGUCCUUACCAGCACCCAACCACAACACUAUGGAGGCGCUCUUCAGCCACUUAAGGAAGGUUAUCGAGCAUGGCGAGGAGAACCGGAUGACCGUGCAGAACGUGGCCAUCGUCUUUGGCCCAACGCUGUUGAAGCCUGAAAUGGAGUCAGCCAACAUAACCAUGUAUAUGGUCUUCCAGAACCAGAUCAUAGAGUUCAUCCUCAAUGAAUUCGAGACCAUCUUCCACAUGUGAUCAGCUGUUAAUCAGAGGUCUGCCAGAGGAUAAUAGAUCAGGGAUUGGUCAAGAAGCAAUCAUGAAUCUGCCCGGUCCUUAUGCAUGCAAGAAAUGCCAGUGUUGGGGAAGAUGAAUGAUGAAGAUGGGCGUUAGAAAGGCUGAGUUAGCGCUAUGCAAACGAUUCCCUGCUAACUUACCUUUUGUGGCUUCUGAUGUUCUAGUGUCAGUUUUGGGCCACUGCUGACCACAGAUGACCAGAAAAAUGCUUCUCACUGAUGACAAAUUGAGCGUAAUUAUUGAACGUGUAAUACUGGCUCAUACUGAGUGAGAUGCUGGCAGAAGAACUGUGUCGUUUGCUUUUAAAAAUAAGAUAAAAUAUAGCUCUUAUGAUUAGAUAUGAGACAAUAGAAGAGAAUGGGGAGAGAUGUAAAUAAAGGAAGGGCGAUAGAGAAUAAUGUUAAUAUUAAUUUUAAUACUCCACUGGAAAAUGUAGGUGAGGUUUGUCUUACUGAUACUCAGGCAGUUUUUCUCUGGCUGUUUUUCUCAGAUAUGUUCAGAUUCAAUAUGUUCCUUUAUGCCCAGCUGUUUGUGAGCCUCUAUAAAAACAGUGCAGUUCUUUUUUAAAGGUAGCAUUCUGGCCUAAAACUAGCUUUUAUUAUUUCAGUUAUUGUGUAAUAUUUUCUAUCGUGGUAUUUGAGCCCAAAACAUGUUUGGUUUAAAAGAAUUUGGGCCUUUGAGCCCUUUAGUCAGUAGUCAGUAGUCAGCAGUCGGUAGUUACCUGCAAAAUUAUUCAUAAUAAAUAUGAUAUUAUCAGCCAACAAUCAGUAUUGAACAGGCCUUAAUACAAAAGUUAAUACAGGCAUGGGGCCAUAUUUAAUUGAUCCAUUGGCAAAUUGUCAACCACAUACUUUUCAGCUUGAUUUUGGGUGUGUCAGUGUGUCUUUGCUAUCAUAACAACGGGAAAAGUACACCUUGCACAGGUUGAAAUGCACAAAAGGCAUGUCCUAAUUGAUAAAUUGCAACUUUUUGCUAUUUUAACGAUCUAGGUGCAAGGCAUGAAAAUAGACUGUUGAAAGGGUGUAAGAUAGCAAUGAACAUCACAACGCAUCUUUACCAAGAUAGGUUUCCUAUUUAAUUUUAUCCUAAUUUUAUAUUUAAUUUUAAAUUGCUUCCCACCUUGGAAUACCACUAUCACUAGAAAUGCACCCAGCACUAGGAGGGUGAAAACUAGCAACACAUAAAAUCAGCCAUCGCCUCUUUUCCAACUGCCCCUGCUGCAGCAUCACCGCGUAGAAAGCGCAUUCGGGGAAAGCGUAGCAACUCAGCACUGAUGCAUCAGCCAACAGACGCCUGUGCUGAGCUGAUGCCUGUUCUAGCAUAGACAUAUUAUACGUAGAUGCCUAAUUAUGGUCUGGAGCGUAAUCCAGCGUCGCCGCCAUAUUGGUUGGGUCUUUUCAAUCUAAGCUAGCACCAGAACCUUAUAAAUGAGGAGUUGAAAGAAAAACAACUUUGAAUUUCAUGUUAUGUUAUGUUUACACUAUUUGUCAGACUUUAUAAAGGUAUUAUUUCAUAAGAACUUACUAAUUAGUUUGUAUUAACUGAAUUUCAGAUCUUCAGAUAGACCUCACAAAGUAAAAUUUUAAAUAUGAACAAUACAAAAUAUAUAUUUUAUAUUAUAAAUUAUAUAUUUAUAUAUAGUUGUGGAAUUAUGUAUUGUUCAUAUUUCAAAUGAGUAAUAAAACUUUUUUUUGUUUUUUCAUUAAAAUAUAAAAUGAAUUAAUUUAUACACUUAUUUAUACACAUGCCAUACCAAAUGUCUUUAUUAAAGUCUUUAUUAAAGAGAAUAAUAGAAAAUAUUUCAGCAUUCAAAAAACAUGUAUUUGUUAUACGUGACAGUGUCCUUCAUCAUUAAUACAUCUCUAUCGUUUGUAACACACCAAACUGCAUGAAAAUUGGGUAAAAAAAAUAGUUUUGAGUUGUGAUUAUUAUGGUUAUAUUAAACACCUUCCUCAGUACAAAUAAAUGCACUGGGGCGCAUGGGAGCCCCAUCCAAUAUGGUGGCCAUGCUGAACGUCAUCUCCAAUAGGAGACUUCAGUCUAUGAGGCGUCUAUGUAUAUUAUGUCUAUGUCUAUGUGUGCUCGGUAUGAUGGGGACAGAGUGCCAUCUUCUAACCCAGAGAGACUAAGGCCAAUUGCGCUCGCUCGGACUCUGGCUGAUGAUGCCCCCCCAAAAAAAACACUUGUAGUAUAUUCAGAAGCUGUUUCCACCAAAAUGCAUUAUCAGAAGGAGGCACUAGACUUGCACACCGCUGUAGGAGGAAAGAAAGCAUAUUUACGACAGAUGUAGAGGGAUGUAGAGGGUGGUGCUUUUUGUGUACGUAGGCCAGAGUGCCCCCUUAAGGACAAAGCAGUUGUUUGUUUGUUUUUUUUGUUUCUAUGUUUUUAAAUGCACUGAAAUGUAUUCUUGCGAAUGCACUGAUGAUCUCUCUGUGAUAUUUAGCCUCAGCAUAGACAAGUCUGUCCUCCUGAGCUGGAGGCUUUGAUUUCAGUGAAUGCACAACCCUUGUCCAUACAGUGGUUUUUAAGCUGUGAAGAUAUUCUACUGCAUUUAAAACUCAUUCUUAGAGACACACAGGUGUAGAUCAGAUAUUGUGGCUAUUAAUUAAGAAACAUUUAGGGCAGUUCUUAGACAUUUUCUGCAUCUUUCUUCAAUAUGUCACCUGCAGCAUAAACGAGUGCAAUACUACAGCUUAACUGUGAAUGGACAGCAGUAGUUUACUUGUACAGGGUCUUUAAAGGCUGAGGAUGUUUCUUUAGAGUCGUUUAGCACAAACAUCCCAACUUCCCUCUGUAAGAUUUAUUUGCACAUAGACGAAGAUUAAUCCUGAAGGAAAUGAAGAGCAUAGAUGUAAAGAAUUGUAAAGCAUUAAUAUUUUAUGAACAUAAGGCACAUUCAUAUGCUUAAUGUUAAGUGGUUGGAAGAUGUAUAUAUAGAUAAAGGCAUAUUUAUGCUGUAAAUUACCCAGAAUAAACAAGCUUUUAAUAAAGUUAACUGUUUUACA
This is a messenger RNA of Astyanax mexicanus (Mexican tetra), 6472 nucleotides long. RefSeq names its product Rho GTPase activating protein 27 (gene arhgap27). The record is from RefSeq and is a predicted model, not a curated record. The coding region runs from base 276 to 3428 and encodes 1050 amino acids. Gene Ontology annotation, cellular component: cytoplasm. Gene Ontology annotation, molecular function: protein binding. Gene Ontology annotation, biological process: signal transduction; regulation of GTPase activity. The transcript is spliced from 19 exons. NCBI's taxonomy places the organism in Eukaryota, Metazoa, Chordata, Actinopteri, Characiformes, Acestrorhamphidae.